Molecule: messenger RNA, 2158 nt
Organism: Anopheles coustani
Lineage: Eukaryota; Metazoa; Arthropoda; Insecta; Diptera; Culicidae
Product: 23 kDa integral membrane protein-like
Exons: 6
Coding region: 105-788 (227 amino acids)
Cellular component (GO): membrane
Source: RefSeq, a predicted model, not a curated record
GUGACAGCAUUUGAGGCGGUUGGUUGAUAAUUUGCUCUACUUCUGUGACUCGUCCGACGAACGGUUAAGCUUCCCUAAGCAGCAAACUACACCUGCGGUGCAAAAUGGCUCUCAACUGCGGUCAUUCGACCAUAAAGUAUCUACUGUUCAUCUUUAACCUCCUGUGCUCGCUAUGCGGCAUUGCGCUGAUCGUGAUCGGUGCCAUCUCGCUGGUCCGGCUGGAUGAGAUACGCGACAUCACCGAUGAGUACAACAUCGUGGCCCCCUCCAUUCUGCUGAUCGUGUUCGGCUCGGUCGUGUUCAUCAUUGCCUUCUUCGGAUGCUGCGGUGCUAUUCGCGAAUCGUACUGCAUGACCUCGACCUACAGCUUCUUCUUGAUCCUGCUGGUCAUCGCCCAGAUCGUGAUCGCCGUGCUGGUGUUUGUGUUCAUCGGUGACGUCACCGUCGCGAUGAAGAAGGGCUUCGAGCGCAUCUUCCAAAACCGAGACAACCCGGUCAACCGUGAUCUGAUUGAUACGAUCCAACGUUCCCUUGAGUGUUGCGGAAAGAGUAGCUUCCUGGACUAUGGCGUUGACUUCCCGCAGUCGUGCUGUUCCUCCCCCGGUAACGCUCCCCUUUGCGUACCCUUCGCUAGAGGUUGUACGGGCCGCUUGUCCGACUUCCUGGACAGUGCCGGAAACAUUGUUGCCUGGGUGUCGCUUGGUGUCGCCGCCGUCGAGCUGCUCGGACUCAUCUCGGCCUGCUGUCUGGCCAACGCCAUCCGCAACCAGCAGAGAAGAUACAGCUAAGAAGCCGCUACAGAAAACCGACACUACACGUUCGCUUUUUGGUUGGUUGGUGGGGGUGGGCGUUGUGGAAUGUGUCACACGGGCGAAUGCCGGGCAGUGGAAGAUCUAUGGUGGCCGUUCGAACGCACGUACUCGUUGCACAACUACUGCCCUUGCUUUUUCGGAGGCGUAAAUGGAAGCCGCUGCGCUUACAAAAUAGUGUUUAAGGCGUGACUGUGUAGUAUGUCCAUCAUUAUUACCAUCAUCAUCGUGCGGUUGUUUUUUCGUAUUAUUUGUACACUGCAUAUCUCACCAGAAGCUUUCGACGUGUUUGUUCAAAUUCUACGAUGAAUAGUGCAAAACAAAAAAACAAAAAAACCAAGCCACCAACUUUAAACCAAGAAGCAGAAGAUCAACAGCGAGCAACAUUAUUAGGCGUGGGCGACAAGGAGAAACACACCAGGAGAUAUCUCAUACACUACGGAUCAAUUGCACAACAUAGAUAAUCCACUAAGGGGUACAGAAAUGCAUCUGUACAUAACCGGAAGCAGAAUGUAAAACAACACAACCUACACCAACAGUGCCAGCAGCAGCAGCAGCAGCAGCAGCAAAAGGAACGAAUCUACAUGAGAGCAAUGCGAGAAAAAGAAUGAACCGGAGGACAAGUAGGCUACUGGCUCUAAAGAACGAGAACGAACGAACUACGGCACAUGGGUUGCUUUGUCCAAGUUUUUUGUGCUUUCGAAGAACAUCAUUUCUUUAUAUCAUUACAUAUAUCUACAUUUAAAAAAGAUAUGCUUAUUUAUCUAUAUAUUUGGCUUCAAAAAGGCUUUUUCCCCCAAGCAACGGGGUAAGGAAAGGACACACGCUGUUCUUUCACUUAAUUUUUCUUUCCGAUCUUCGACUAUUCCCGAGUGUCUGCAUGGGUGCAUACGCGAAAAUGAAUAUCGCUUCGGAACUAUAAACACUCGAGCAACUUUUGUAGCAAGUAAGCUAUCCAUCCUAACGAUUUAUAUACACACAUGAAAAACUAACUGCGUAACGAAACGCCAUACAAAACCAGGUGAAAGAGAACAUUUUCCUCACCCGCCCUCAAUUGAGAGUACUCUACACACGAAGUUGAAUGUUUUGCAAAACAUUUUAAACAUGUAAAACCCCACAAUCAAUAAGCCAUCGGUCAGUAUCGAACGUAACGCAGAAUGUUUUAGUAGCAUCACACGAAAUAGGUUCAGGUUCCUGUAAAUCGAACAAAUUGGAUUCUUUAGCGAAGAUUUAUUCGCUCAUAUAUAGCGUAGCGGCCGUGCCUUGUAAAGGAUGCAGUUAAAUUUUUGACAAAUUUCAAAAUACAGUUAAAAUAUAUGAAAUAUUUUUUUCGGUCGUUGUAACAAGUA